This is a messenger RNA of Varanus komodoensis (Komodo dragon), 2829 nucleotides long. RefSeq names its product cyclin Y like 1 (gene CCNYL1). Gene Ontology annotation, cellular component: plasma membrane. Gene Ontology annotation, biological process: regulation of canonical Wnt signaling pathway; regulation of cyclin-dependent protein serine/threonine kinase activity. Lineage: Eukaryota; Metazoa; Chordata; Lepidosauria; Squamata; Varanidae. Bases 191 to 1303 code for a protein of 370 amino acids. Gene Ontology annotation, molecular function: protein kinase binding; cyclin-dependent protein serine/threonine kinase activator activity. The record is from RefSeq and is a predicted model, not a curated record. The transcript has 10 exons.
GCGGCAGGCCCAUUGGGAAGGUGGUGUUUCCUUUUGCAGCUCGGCUUCUGUGCUCGCUCUGAGGACCAGAGCCGAGUGAGGGAAGCCGGAGGCGGCGUGACCAUGAGGCGAAGCUGGUGUCGCCGUUGCCGCGGCCCUGUAUAGCCCGUCCUGAGCCCACCGCCGAAGACGGCCGUUUCUCUGUGCCGACAUGGGAAACACCGUCACCUGCUGCAUCUCUCCCGGCGCCAGCCCCAAGCUCGGCCGGGCCCGCAGGUCUGCGCUGGGGGCGGCGGCGGGCGGCGGUGGCGGCGGCGUGGGAGCCAGACCAGCGGCCGUGGGGCUCGAGCGGAGAGGCGGCGCCUAUCGGGAGACCACUGAGGCUGAAUCGGGGGACUCGGAUCCUGGCGGGGGCGGCCCCCACCUGCAGCACAUCAGUGACCGCGAAUUCCCGGAUGAUUUAGCAUUGGAAUCAAAUCCAUCUGACCAUCCUAGAGCAAGCACAAUUUUCUUGAGUAAAUCCCAAACAGAUGUGAGAGAGAAGAGGAAAAGCAACCACAUCAACCAUGUUUCCCCAGGGCAGCUUACAAAAAAAUACAGUUCAUGUUCAACAAUAUUUAUAGAUGACAGCACAGUCAGCCAGCCUAAUCUUAGGAGCACAAUAAAAUGUGUUACAUUAGCAAUAUACUAUCACAUAAAGAACAGGGAUUCAGAUAGAUCACUGGAUAUUUUUGAUGAGAAAACACAUCCACUUACGCGAGAAGAGGUUCCGGAUGAUUACUAUAAGCACGACCCUGAUCACAAGCACAUCUAUCGCUUUGUACGUACCCUUUUUAGUGCAGCACAGCUGACGGCCGAAUGUGCAAUAGUGACACUGGUUUAUUUGGAAAGGCUCUUAACCUAUGCAGAGAUUGACAUCUGCCCAAGUAACUGGAAAAGAAUAGUUCUAGGUGCUAUACUGCUGGCUUCUAAAGUGUGGGAUGAUCAGGCUGUGUGGAAUGUGGAUUACUGCCAAAUACUGAAGGAUAUUACAAUUGAAGACAUGAAUGAGAUGGAAAGACACUUCUUGGAGCUGCUGCAAUUCAAUAUCAAUGUUCCUGCCAGUGUUUACGCCAAAUACUACUUUGACCUUCGCUCUUUAGCAGAUGACAACAACCUGAGCUUUCUGCUGGAGCCCCUUAGUAAAGAACGAGCACAGAAGCUGGAGGCUAUAUCCAGGCUGUGUGAAGACAAAUACAAAGACUUGUCAAAAGCUGCUAUGAGGCGAUCAUUCAGUGCUGAUAACUUAGUUGGCAUUCGCCGUUCUAAUGCCAUCCUCUCUUGAACAAGACGGAAAGCUGCAAUACUGUGGCACCAGCAUUCCUGUGGACAGGAGCACCACCUCCAUGUCAAGCUCACGGAUCGGCAGUGAUGGUGUCUUCCAGCCAGAAGACAGAGAGCAAAUCCAGCCAAGGAAGCCCAGAGCCAGAGGAGCAUAAUUCCAUGUGGGGAAGAAGACAGGACCUUGUUGAGGGGGCACACUCGCAUAAAAAUCCAGAGGUGCAAAAACUCUUCAAAGAGCCUUUCCCCAUUCUCCUCAUGCAUCCCACUACAAUCCACAGGUGUUUGCUUACUAUGUAGGCCUAUAGCUGUGAACUAUGUGCGUUUUUAAUAAUGACUAGUUUUAAAAUUUAGAAUUUGAACAUUAACACAACCAUAGUCACCAUGUCCUUUCCCACUCAGUCACCCAGGACCAUGGCUACAGUUGCCUUUCAGAGUCAGGGCAGUGUUCACGUUAAUAGAGGAUAAGGCCACCCUGGGACUGAUGCUGUAGCACUGACAAGCGAAAGGUAGUUCUUCCCUUCCCCCCAGCACCCACCCACCCACUCACACAUUCAUACACCAGACCACCCAGACUGUUAAUUGGCACCUGGCAUUCACCAGGGUGCUGCUGAGCUGAACAUUACUCUCUCCUUCUGAGGUUGUCAUGGGGUUCCAGUGGGUUGGGACAGGAGCAGGGAAACGGUACUCAGCAUUGGUCUGGGCCCAUGUUUUGUCAGCUAUGGUGCUUCUCAUGUUCUUGUUCUUCUGGCCAGUCCUGGAAGAGGGACAGUCCAUAAAUAGUUCUUUUGCCUGAAGCACUGAAAAGGGCUGCAUUCAUUAGCCUGAACAAAUGUACUGACUUGGUGGUAAAUGGGCAAUAAGGCUGUUCUGCUAAACACUUCCACUACAACAGUAAAUACGGAGCAAGUCCUGCUUUUGUCCUAUGCUUUCAAAAUGUUUAAGUUCACAAUGGGAAACUAUUUUGAAUGACCUGGACUUGUUGAUGAGGGAGGUAUGAUUAUUUUCGAUUCAUAGAAUUGCUUUAAAAAAGCCUUUUCUCCCUUUAAAAGCCUAGUACUUAAUGCCCCUUGCUCUGGAAUUGAUCCUCGAAAUCUUCACUUUUCCUGUAAAUUAAGUUUGCUCUGCCAGCAUUGGAAUGUGGGAUGACUUAAGUUUUCUGCUCCUAAAGAUAGGAAAUGUAAAUUGACUUUCUGGGUUACAGACUUUCACAACUCCAGGUAAACAUCACUGAUGAGUCUGCAUUUUACAACUUCCCACAUUGGGUGUAACACAUAGUCAAGUGCAGCCCUUUGUACUAAUCUUCAGUUUGGUUUCCUGUUGAGCCCCACUUGCUUCGUGAGGGCUCAGUGGCACCCAGACUGUUAGCAGUAUUUUAGUCCACCAGCCCCAGGCAGGAAUUCUACCAAGCCUGUGGCUUCAGGUAUUGAUCACAGUUCAAUUUUGAAACCAAUGCUACAUCUUCAGGUGGCUUUCCUUUCUCAUGUUUGUAUUAAAAGAGAAGCUAAUAAUAAACUCUAUUUUAAUUAA